GACCACAUGACAUCUACUCAUGGUGAUUCUGUUGAUUUCGUGAGCGCCAUGUUAAAUGACACAGUGUAAUUGAAAGCUUCCAUUACAGCAGUGUGGGUAUAAAACUCGCGUGCUUGCAAGAGCUGUGCAUUCGAAGAUCAGCAAGUAUUGAAAGGAAACGUGAACUCUCCGAUUCAUUUGUUGCCUCACUCAGUCUACCCGAGAAGUAUAUAUACGUAUCGUGAGCGGUCCGUCGCAAUACUUCGAUCAUUGAGCCUGACCUUUUCUGAAAGUGCAGAAUGGCUUUAGUUGUAAAAGCGUUCCUGGAGAAGAAUAAUGACGUGAAAGGAGAGAUUCGUCGUUUUCAGGUUGAGGCUGACAGUCCAGACAUUUAUCAAGAUCUGGUAAGAAAAGUUGGAGAAAUCUUUGCACUUGCCCCAGGAAGUUUUCAGCUCUUUUGGCAAGAUUCUGAUGGAGAUUUUGUGACAUUUUCAUCGAAAGAUGAGCUGAAGGAAGCAGUCGCUUGUUCUGCAGAUGGUGUUCUUCGUCUUUUUGUAAAACCGCGUGAAUCCUGUGGGAAUAAUAGCCAAGCUUCUGCUGAACAAAACACUGAUGAGAAAUCUGAGAGAGAAAAGGUUUUCCAUCCGGGAGUCGUGUGUGAUGGUUGUGAAGGGGCAAUUUUCGGGCCACGUUUUAAAUGUGUCAUCUGCCCUGACUAUGACUUGUGCUCUAAAUGUGAGCAAAAGGGAACUCAUCCAGAACAUGACAAGUUCAAGAUCACCCAUCCUCUGACAGCUGGUGGUCCAGGGUGGCAUGAGAAUCCUGGAAACAAAUGCCCAGCUGAUGGUUCUGCAGAAUGCUCUGGUCCUUCAACUAGUGAAAAUGCUCAGCAAGACAAAAGUACACUUGAUGAUGAUUACCUGAAGAACAUUGGUGAAGGAGUAGCAGCCUUCUUGGAUCCAUUUGGUAUUGAUGUGACCUAUGAAGUCCACCAUGAAGAAAACCAGAGGGGAGGCCGAAUGGGCUUCCACGGCAAACGUGGAGCUCAGUGCCCUUUUAAGUGGAGUAUGUUCAGUAAUGGCUCUGGUACGUCUGGAAGCAGUCAGUCCAGUGAAGAUCAGAAAGAGAAUUUUCCAAAUAAACCAGCUGAAGCUGCAGGAAAAAGUGAAGAAGAGACAUCUGCACCAGCAGCAGAAGAGGAAGGGGCAACUGGAGAGAAAUCAGCUAUGUCUACAUCACCAGCUGAUCCUCAGAAAAAGGAGGGAUCACCUAGUUCUGGGGAUGAGGACUGGACCAUGCUGACAGAGAGGGACACCACCACAGGCGAGAGAUCUGGGCCAAGAGAUAGUGGUCUCUAUCCAAACCUUCAGGUGACACAAGCAGUGGAGAUGAUGAAGUCUAUGGGUUUUAAUGAUGACGGUGGCUGGCUUACUCGUCUACUGGAAAGCACUGGUGGAGACAUUGUUCGGGCUCUUGACACGCUCAGGCUUGGAGCACAACAGGCCUCUAGUCUGUCUUAAGUGAAGAGUUUACACAGAAUAAAGGCUUUAUCCUUAAUUCAAGAGAUAAGCUGUGCCACAGAAUAAUUUACUUCAGAAUUAAAUUUAUAUUCCAGAACUUUCUUGGUGUUUUUAACAUUUACACUUUCAUUUUCCACCACUAGACUGUACUGGGUUCUUUUCAGUGAAUGCCGUGAUAUGAUAUUAGAACUAAAAGAAAUUUUUUAAACAAAAAAUUAAUGUAAGAAAUGUGUUACUGUAUUUUACAAAAACAUUUUUCUGUGAGAUAUUAAAAAAUUGUUUUAAGGUUUGUGUUAAUGUUAAUAUUAGUACUUUUAGGUCUUUUGUGCAAACAAGAUGAAAGCAUAGAUGAAAUGUCUAAAUUCGAACUUCUGGAAUUUUUCAUGUUAUAGAUUUCAUUGCUAAUGAUAUGUGCUUCCCCUUGAAACGUAUUUAAAGGAAAUUAAUGAUAUGUAAACAGAUUCUUGGGAAUUUCUUAUUGAUAUCAUGCACAUAAAACAAUCACUGUUAUUUGUGUAAUUGAAGACUUUGAAGUUUUUCUUUGUAUUCUGUGUUCAAUAACAUGACCUUGAAAUUUAUUAUUGUUUAUGUUAAUUUGUGUCUGUUAAUGGUUAUUCAAUCAUUUUAUGGUGAUCUUUUUUUUUUAUUACUCUUGAUCUUGAAGGAGUUUGGUUCUUCUAGCAAUGGGAAUUUGUAAAAUAACAAAAGCAAGAUAUUGUCAGUAAAUUGUUUUGACGAUGGGUACCUUCAAACAAAGUACAUUAUUUUGCAUUAUUUAUAAACUUUUUAAUUAAUACAUUUGGCUUUCUUUGAGAAAAAAGAAUAUGAUUGGAACUUGCAGUUUUUGUAAAUAUUUUUUAGUAAUACACUAAUAAAUCUGCAGAAACAAAUUGUAAA
Molecule: messenger RNA, 2396 nt
Organism: Pomacea canaliculata
Lineage: Eukaryota; Metazoa; Mollusca; Gastropoda; Architaenioglossa; Ampullariidae
Product: sequestosome-1-like
Exons: 7
Coding region: 279-1499 (406 amino acids)
Biological process (GO): endosome organization; mitophagy; aggrephagy
Cellular component (GO): amphisome; aggresome
Molecular function (GO): K63-linked polyubiquitin modification-dependent protein binding; protein kinase C binding; zinc ion binding
Source: RefSeq, a predicted model, not a curated record